Molecule: messenger RNA, 243 nt
Organism: Moneuplotes crassus
Lineage: Eukaryota; Ciliophora; Spirotrichea; Euplotida; Euplotidae
Source: the annotation of a GenBank genome assembly
CAAUAUUUACCUUUGAACUAGACCUCUCUGUAGGCAUAUGAAUCCUCAAAAAUUGAUUGUAUAUAGUAGCUCAAGUUAUUACUCCUCAAGACAUAAGUCAUCUUAUUUUUAUACUGAGACAUCAGCAUCAUGAAAGCAGCCAGAUAUUCUUAGAGCUGGUCUUCUCAGCUAAAUCAUUAAUAUGAGCCAAUUUCUCUACACCUAGACUCUUCAUGGACCUCUCUUGAUCCAUCCCCAAGAAGA